AAAUAUCGAUGUUUCGAUUAAUCGAUUAACAUCGCCCAUCCCUACUACAACUACAAGCGGAGAGGACGUCACAGUACAGUUAACCUAUAGAUGUUUAUGAUCGCGGCGAGUUUCGGUAGACGUUCUAACAAGAAAAAUUAAUAGAAAUGAGAUUUACAUCGAUAUUAUUUCGUAAUGCGAGACAACCACAGAAUGAAAAUAAGGUGCCUUUUAAGGCGGUCUUGCCAUUAAAACUAAGAGAUUUCGUAAGCUCAAAGCGUCAAAUGACAAAAGAAAAGGGAUGUUUAUAUGAAAUGUCUUUGCUUUUAACUUGUCUCGAAGAAAAUGAGUUUGAAGACAAAAGGUGUAUCCCACAGUUGAAUGCAUUAAAUCAAUGCUUCCAAGUUUAUACCGAUAAUAUGCAGCAUGCGCGAACUGAGAAAGAGCAAGUAGUAACUGUACCUAAUAGUAAGAACCUCACACAUAAACAGGUCACAUACCUUAUUCGAAGAUAUCCAACAGUAUAACACUUCAUAGUGCAGCACCAAUUGCAUUGUAAGUCAAUUUAGAUUAACAUACAUAAUAUAAAUGCAUAAAAUGCAUACAUGUUUAUGUAUAUAUUUAUAAAGACUUCUAAAUACAUCUUUAUUUCAAUUUGUACAAUUGUAUUAGUAAAGUGUGUACAUAGAC
Messenger RNA from Solenopsis invicta (red fire ant), 669 nucleotides. Its product is annotated as coiled-coil-helix-coiled-coil-helix domain-containing protein 1. Gene Ontology annotation, molecular function: RNA binding. The transcript is spliced from 3 exons. The record is from RefSeq and is a predicted model, not a curated record. NCBI's taxonomy places the organism in Eukaryota, Metazoa, Arthropoda, Insecta, Hymenoptera, Formicidae. Gene Ontology annotation, cellular component: nucleoplasm; mitochondrion; mitochondrial ribosome. The coding region runs from base 147 to 506 and encodes 119 amino acids. Gene Ontology annotation, biological process: mitochondrial translation.